Messenger RNA from Lachancea dasiensis, 483 nucleotides. The record is from the annotation of a GenBank genome assembly. NCBI's taxonomy places the organism in Eukaryota, Fungi, Ascomycota, Saccharomycetes, Saccharomycetales, Saccharomycetaceae.
AUGAUAAAUGAAGAGCUUCUUCGAGAGCUCGAGAACAUCGAUCGAAUACACUACAAGUCAUUAUGGCUUGAUGCAGCUGACGAUUUGGAUAAUAAACUCUUGGAACUGUUCAGCUUUGGUAAAGUACAAGAUGCAUCUAAUAUCGAUAUCAACGACUUCACGCACCUAAUGUGGCGGAAACUAAAAAGACUAACGCUUCUGGACUUAUGUUGCCGUAAAAGAACUUUAACUGUCGAAGAAAUACGAACGAAGUGUGGACUACAAAAUUCGAUAGAGGCUGAUCAAUUAUUGAUGAGUAUUGGCACUUGGGUAGAGUUCAGUAUUGAUCAAGUCAGCGGAGAGAUAUGUAUACUGCAGUGCCACGAGCAUCGGGAUGUUUACAACGGAGAAAAGUCCUUGAAGUUCGUUACAGUGGAAAAUUCCGGCCGAACAAUAUUGGAGGACCUUCGAAAAUGGAAAACCAAACUCACCUGUGAAUUGUAA